Vitis riparia (riverbank grape) is the source of this 2103-nucleotide messenger RNA. Its product is annotated as CMP-sialic acid transporter 2. Gene Ontology annotation, molecular function: pyrimidine nucleotide-sugar transmembrane transporter activity. The record is from RefSeq and is a predicted model, not a curated record. NCBI's taxonomy places the organism in Eukaryota, Viridiplantae, Streptophyta, Magnoliopsida, Vitales, Vitaceae. Gene Ontology annotation, cellular component: Golgi membrane. The coding region runs from base 306 to 1523 and encodes 405 amino acids. Gene Ontology annotation, biological process: pyrimidine nucleotide-sugar transmembrane transport. The transcript is spliced from 16 exons.
AAAGUGGAGAGAGAGAGUUGGAGGAGGCUUUAAAAACAUUGCCCAUAAAGCUCUCGCUCGGUGCCUCUGCAUAUUCCUAGCAUCUCUUUCUUCUCUAUUUCUCUCUCUUCACCAACUCCGAUUUCGCGCCCUGUAAAUCUCUGCUGCUCAAUUCCCGAAAUCUUGAUUUGAGUUGCGGUUUCCGGUUGCCGGACCUGCGGAUCUAGCCGGAAAAUCCACUGCAUACGGUGAAACUCUCCUUCGUGUUCCGGGAUCGAUCAGAUCCAACUUUUCUAUAGAGUGACAACUGGUUGGGGGGUAAAGUAAUGAAGAACGGGAUGAUAGAAUGCAGUGUCUGCCAUUCUAGAUUGGUAUCCCCAAGUGCAAAAACUGUCUCAAGGGCUUAUGAUCGGCACAGGAGCAAGAUAUCAUCAAAGCAUCGUGCCCUUAAUGUCUUCUUGGUUGUUGGUGAUUGUAUCCUAGUUGGUUUUCAGCCUAUUUUGGUGUUUAUGUCCAAGGUGGAUGGAAAAUUCGAGUUUAGCCCUAUUAGUGUUAACUUUUUGACUGAGAUUGCAAAGGUUCUAUUUGCAAUUGUUAUGCUUUUGCUCCAGGCUAGGCAUCAGAAAGUUGGAGAGAAGCCCCUUCUCUCAGUUUCCACAUUUGUGCAGGCAGCCCGCAACAAUGUGCUUCUUGCUGUCCCAGCACUUCUAUAUGCUAUCAAUAACUACCUUAAGUUCAUCAUGCAGCUUUAUUUUAAUCCCGCAACUGUGAAGAUGCUUAGCAAUCUGAAGGUUUUGGUAAUUGCUGUUUUGUUGAAGAUAAUUAUGAGACGGCGUUUUUCCACGAUUCAGUGGGAAGCUCUUGCUCUGUUGCUCAUCGGGAUUAGUGUUAAUCAGAUGCGUUCUCUACCUGAGGGUACCACUGCUUUAGGCCUUCCAGUGGCUACGGGCGCAUAUCUUUAUACAUUGAUCUUUGUAACUGUUCCGUCUUUGGCCUCAGUCUACAAUGAGUAUGCACUGAAGAGCCAAUAUGAUACAAGCAUUUAUCUUCAGAACUUAUUUUUAUAUGGGUAUGGUGCUAUAUUCAACUUUCUUGGAAUUGUGGGAACUGCCGUUGUCAAAGGUCCCAGUAGCUUUGACAUCCUGCAUGGACAUUCAAAGGCUACCAUGCUUCUGAUAUUUAACAAUGCGGCACAAGGAAUUUUGUCCUCUUUUUUCUUUAAAUAUGCUGAUACAAUUUUGAAGAAGUAUUCGUCAACUGUAGCCACCAUCUUUACAGGCAUAGCAUCUGCUGCAAUGUUUGGUCAUACACUGACCAUUAACUUUAUUUUAGGAAUUUCUAUUGUGUUUAUCUCUAUGCACCAGUUCUUUUCACCUCUUUCGAAAGUCAAAGAUGAGGAACAAAAUGGGAAGCUGGAGGUAAUGGACAUUCAGGGUGACCACAGGUUGAAGGAUUCAUCUUUCAUAAAUAUGGCGGCAGGAGCAAAUGAAGAAGCUAGUCAUCGCGUAGGAUCUGAUGAAAGACAACCACUUCUUCCUACCUAAAGUCACUUGGUGGUAAUUUCUUCAAAUGAAUUCUUUUGGCUGGACUUAUUGGACAGUACAGGAGAUAAGCCAGCUCUCAGAAUCAGUCAAUAAAAUAAAAUCUAAAGUGAAAUUAAAUUCUUUGCCAUUUUCUUGGAUCACUAUCCUGCUUCUUGGGAUUCCAACAUUCGGUUUAUAGAGAGCCUUUUGUGAAAUCUGGAGUAUAGAUGCUGGUGACCAACCCGGUUUCUGGUGGAAGAGGUUUAGAUAGAGAAUAGCAAUGUGGGUGUGUUCAAGCUCAGUUAUCUGCUUCACCGCAUGCCAUGAACAUGCCAAUGUUGUGGUAGUUGGGGUAUAUGUAUUUUUUUAUCUUAGACCAGUUAAUAGAUUAGUAUUUUUAUUUUAUCCUUUUUUUUUUCUUUUUUUCUUUUUUUUUCUGAUUCGGAUGUCAUAUUUUUGAUAAAGUAUUCCCACAAUGGAUUAGAGUUUUGAUGUUUGAGUGGGAUUUGUUGCUUAAGCUUUGAGAUCAGUGCCACAAAAAAAGAGGAAAAAAGUUAAACCAUAUUCUUGUUUUAUAUGGAAACUUUUAUUUUUAAGCGUA